This is a messenger RNA of Phaeodactylum tricornutum CCAP 1055/1, 1427 nucleotides long. RefSeq lists its product with no specific name. The record is from RefSeq and is a predicted model, not a curated record. The coding region runs from base 113 to 1321 and encodes 402 amino acids. The transcript is spliced from 2 exons. Lineage: Eukaryota; Bacillariophyta; Bacillariophyceae; Surirellales; Neidiaceae.
CCGGUCUUGGUCGUCCGUACAAUCUAGUAGUUCGCUGCAUAAAGCAAGCUCGUGACCUUCAAAGGAUUUUGUCUUUCAGCCCAAGCAAACAGCAUAGGAUAGGAUAACUCCCAUGGCAGCAAACGGUGGAAGCAGGCCGAACUUUGCCGCUAUGGAAAUGGAAAGCAACGGUAGGUCGUCUCGGCGCGACAUGAAACCCAUGCCGGUUCAAUCUUCUUCCGGUUCGACGAGUCAUCCACUAGAUCAGCUAUGUAUGUUCCUAAAGCUGCAUUUGGAGUACUAUCCGCGCCUUGCGACAGCUCUAGUCCUAUCCAUCAUCGGACUACUUUUCUACAUGUUCGUAAAGUCUUUUCAAACGCCUAUGUAUAGGAACCGACUCUCGCACGAUUAUACCAAAAUCGAAUUGGACUACAACUUCAAAGCAUCGCAGUUAGAUCAUUGGUGUUUGUUUGGUGGAGACGACGCCUGUCAAUGCGAAGACUUUACCGAAACGAUCUCGCGAGAGGAACAACAAGGCUGGCUACCCGCUCAUGAAGCCAACAAAAAACGUAUUCAACAAAAUGUUGACUACGAUGUGGUUUUCUUUGGGGACGAGACGACGGAAGAAUGGAACGGCUACUGGUAUAACAAACCAAGCCAGGAUGGCCACUUAAUUCGCAAAUACUGGAAUGAAACCUUUACCAGCGCCGGUGGAGGUGAAUUGGAAGGUCUGGCCUUGGGUAUUGCCGGUGAUUCAACAGCCAAUUUAUUGUGGAGAAUGCAACACGGCGAACUGCCGCAGUCGCUGAACUCCAAGGUUUUCUGGCUACUUAUUGGAACAAACGAUUUAUCCCGGGGUGGCUGCUCUGAAGAAGCGACUGUCUUGGGUAUUCUCCGGACGGUAGAAGAGAUUGCCUUCAGCAACCCCGGUUCGGUGGUGGUCAUUCAGGGCAUUUUGCCACGAUCGUCGCGGCAAAAUGGGAGCCUGGAGAAAGUUGGAGGUCGAGCGCAUCAUCUCUUUGAAUGGCAUCAUUCAGAGACUUUUAAGGCUAAUCAGGCUCGCCGCCACUUCUUACUCUGGCCUUCUAUUCAGAAAAUCAAUCAGCAAUUGGCUACAUUCUGCAAAGAACACGACCACCUAGUUUACUUCGAUGUCGACUCGUUGUUUCUGGGAACCCUGGGCAACGACCACUAUACGGCAAAGUCGCAACAGAUUGUUUCGGAUCUUAUGCCGGACUAUGUUCAUCUUUCGGUGGAGGGACACCGAGUCCUGGGGAAUGCCAUUUUGCGUGAGCUACAGCGGAUCAUCUUCGAAGAUGACGAACGCAACGAUGUCGAAUAAGUUGAUGAUGAGAAGGUUUGCAGUCGUAUUUUAGUGUUCUUCUAUGGGAGAAGAAUAUGCUUUUUGUAUCAUACAUAGUUGUUCCGUAGACCGCCUUUCUGUUAAU